Arachis duranensis is the source of this 1115-nucleotide messenger RNA. RefSeq lists its product as uncharacterized. Bases 33 to 767 code for a protein of 244 amino acids. The record is from RefSeq and is a predicted model, not a curated record. Lineage: Eukaryota; Viridiplantae; Streptophyta; Magnoliopsida; Fabales; Fabaceae. The transcript has 8 exons.
AAACCCUAGAAGAAUUGGAGUUCGAAGGUGGCAUGGAACCAUCACCAUCAACGCGAUACAAUCUGCGAUCUCGUGGUCGUAUAAUCGGCAACCGCCUUUUGAGGUUACGCCGAGGAGUUCCAGUCUAUAAUCAUCACCACUCAUGGUUGUUACUUAUUACAAGCUUCAUGCUUUCUCUUCUAAUUAUUAUUUGUUUACUUAAUUAUCAUUCCUGCCAAAUUAAUGAUAUAUUGGUUUUUUUUCUUUAUGUUUUUCCUUUACAAAUCAAUUUUGCUUGCAAUCAAAGUCAAAAGCCUUGUAGGCCCUCCGUUAAAAAAGUACAAAAGCCUUGUGGACCCUCAAUACUUAGAGGAACUGAUGAGGAACUAGGAAAUCAAAGGCCACAUGAUUGUAAGAUUAGAAAAGAACAACGGAGACAAAGUAGAUUACGUUUUAUGGAGAAGUAUCGGCCUUAUCCAUUUGUGGCAAUGCAACACUACAACAGAAUGCUAAAAGAGGAAGAACAGUACAAAGUUUAUGAUUAUGGGGAUGGGAUUAUGACGGCUUUCAAAAAAGUUGGUGAUUUUCAUCAACUGCACAUUUUGGGUGUGCCAAAAUCUUUUGAAUACAUGCAGAACUCAUCGGAUGAUGAUGUUCCUGUUAAGCACUUUUAUGCCCGGAUCCAUCAAGCACCCAAAAAGAAUACUCAUGUAGAUUACUGUGAGCCUUUUGAAGGAGAAGGACCUCCAUUGAGCGGUUUGGAUAUUAGCCGAAUCGUUCCCUUGUGAUGUAAAUCUUGUGGUCUUGCAAAUGGGAAUGCUAUCAAGUCAAGAUCAUUAGAAUUGAGCAAGCAAGCUGAAGCUGAUGGAGAAGAUUCGGAUUCAGACUACUGGGAUGGUUACUCGGACCCUGAUGCCCCCUAAAAACGAAAUCAGAGGAGCAUUAGCAGAAUUUAGGAGAAGGCGUUGAACCUAUCUUAGAAGACUUUAAGGACCAACGUCCGAUCUUGACAGCACUUCAGGGUUAUAAUGCCAAAAUCUCAAGUCGGCACACUCAUCUUUAUCUGGCUGGGUCUUUACAGGCUUUAGACUUCUUGAAUAUUCUACUAUAUUUUUUCUUUUAUGUAGAAUUCGACU